CAAAAUGUAGCAUGUCUUUGGAAAUUCUAUGUUUCCAACAGCAUGCGCCAUCAAUAAAUUCUGCACCACGCCAGUGGCAAAGCAAGUCUGAUCCCUUGUAACAAAGUGAUUUGUAGAGUUAUGGAUCAGGGAGCAAUUGAGUCUAGUUUCCAAGCUCAAGCUCAUUUAUACAAGCAUAUGUUCAAUUACAUUGGUUCAAUGUCACUCAAGUGUGCUGUUCAGUUAGGGAUACCAGAUAUAGUCCAUAGCCAUGGAGAAUCCAUCGCUCUUUCUGAAUUGGUCUCAGCACUUCAGAUCCAUCCUGCCAAAACUAAUUGUGUAUACCGCCUCAUGCGCAUGCUGGUGCACUCAGGUUUCUUUGGUACAACCAAAGUUCACGAACAUGAUCAAGAAGAGGAAGCAUAUGUUCUGACACCUUCUUCAAAACUACUUCUCACAGAUAAGAUGAACUGCUUGUCACCCUUUGUCCUGGAAGUUCUUGAUCCUGUUUCAGUGAAUCCCUUUCAUUUCCUUGGAGACUGGAUCAAAGGGGACAAGAACACCGCAUUUGAGAUUGCGCAUAGCUUGUCCUUUUGGGACUACGUUGAUCAAAACCUCGAAUUCAAGGACCUAUUCCAUGAAGCAAUGGCACGUGAUUCUCAAAUGAUGAAUUUGGUUAUCAAAGACUACAAGCUUAUUUUUGAGGGCUUGAGUUCACUCGUUGAUGUUGGAGGUGGUAGAGGGUGUAUAGCCAAGAUAAUAUCAAAGGCAUACCCUCACUUGAAAUGCACAGUGCUUGACCUCCCUCAUGUUGUUGCAAACCUGCCUGAGAGCGAGAACUUGAAUUUCAUCGGAGGUGAUAUGUUUCAGUAUAUCCCUUCUACAGAUGCCAUUCUAAUGAAGCAUAUUUUACAUGAUUGGAGCGAUGAGGAUUGCAUAAAGAUUCUAAAGAAAUGCAGAGAGGCCAUUGUAAGAAACGGUGCAGGAGGAAAAGUGAUAAUCAUAGACGUCGUGAUAAACGAGAAGAAUGACAAGCAUGAACUAACCGAAGCAAAGCUCUUUAUCGACAUGCUGAUGAUGGUUACGGUUAAUGGAAGAGAAAGAAAUGAGAAAGAUUUCGGAAAGCUAUUUGUGGAGGCUGGCUUCACUCAAUACAACAUCAUGCCAAUAUUUGGUUUAAAAUCUAUCAUGGAGGUCUACCCUUAGAGGGGAAUAAUUAAGUGUUUUUUAUAUAUCUGUGGAGCUUAAUCCUAUAAGUCUUUAAAUAAAUCAUAUGGCCUGUAAGCUUAAUGCAUUAAUUUGAUAAUAAAAUAAAUGUAGCAACUGAAUGUAAGAAUCACAGCUACCUUCAUUAA
This is a messenger RNA of Theobroma cacao (cacao), 1334 nucleotides long. Its product is annotated as trans-resveratrol di-O-methyltransferase-like. The record is from RefSeq and is a predicted model, not a curated record. Gene Ontology annotation, molecular function: O-methyltransferase activity; protein dimerization activity. Lineage: Eukaryota; Viridiplantae; Streptophyta; Magnoliopsida; Malvales; Malvaceae.